Molecule: messenger RNA, 7447 nt
Organism: Sus scrofa (pig)
Lineage: Eukaryota; Metazoa; Chordata; Mammalia; Artiodactyla; Suidae
Source: RefSeq, a predicted model, not a curated record
UUUUGAGCUGACCAACCUCUGAAGUGACUCUCCACUCCUCCACCUUCCCGAGGAAUAAGGUCCCCCUUCCAGCUGGCCUGAGUGAACCUCUUGCUUCCCCCUCCCACCCCAGCCGCCUUUGAAGUCAGAGGAUGCUAUACAGUGGCUGAUGGGAGCAGGGAGGUGGAGGGGAGGAAUGAGGGCCGGCUGAAAUCCAUGUUGCUCCCUGCAAUUCCAGGUUUCUCCUUCUCUGUCUUUCUAAAAUACAUAUUUACUUUUAUUUUGAAAGGCGUAUCUUCUCUUGGCGAAAGCAAAGACAGAAUUAUUCCUGGGUUUGAAGAACACCACCAGAGUCAGCCUGUUUAUGCAGAGUUGACUGUAACCAGCAGCUGCCACCCAAGCCACUCGUGCCAGGACUUGGAAAUUGGAAGGACACCCAUUCCAUGUAGGCUUAGGUUUUUUCAGGAGGGGAGGAAAGCUGGGAGGUAUCAGAAAGUGUAUAAAUGAAUCCUGAGGCUCGCUCUUCCCUCGUAUCUCAUUUUCCAGCUCCUUGGAGAAAGUUACCUCUCAGAACCUCAAUUUUCCUUAUCUGUAAAAUGGAAAUGAAACUCUUAGCUCACGAGGUUGUUUGGAAGACUGAAGGAUGUAGUAUUCUUAAGCCCUUUAUGUAGUUUUCAGUUCAUCGAACCUUUGUCGUUAUCAGGAUCCUAUUUAUGGCACAGUACAUUUCUGUUGAAUAUGUAUAGAUAGGGCUGUAGAGGAUAAAAAUGGACAGAGUUCUCUUUGAAAGUAACACCACUGGAGUAAUAAUGAAUCUUGUUGUGUAAAUAUGCAUCAAUAGCGACAUGCCGGAUUAGUGGAGGGUGGUUAUUCAAUGUAUAUGUCUCCCGUUGGGAUUUCCUAAAACCAGUAGGCAUUGAAAAGGAUGCCUGGGUCCCCUGUAGAUUCGUCCUUGAACAUCCACCAGUCUGGUCUGGGUUGUCUCCGUUUCAUCACUCAGAUUUGCAUCUUGUCUUUCUUUCUGUUUUUAGUUGUUUGGAUUUCUCCCAAAGUAUUUGUGGCUAAAAUUCCUUUUUGGACUCUGCGCUGCCUUUUUUACAUAAGCUUUGGAUUGGAAUCAAUAGAAUGUCAAGAUGCCAGGCACAUUCAGCCUAAUAGCAGAUUGCAGCUUAAGCUUAACCACAAAGUUCAUAGGCUGAUCCGCACUGACCUGACCGAGCACCGAAGAAGAGAUUCGGCCUGUCCAGUUGUGCCCCCGUUGACCGCAGCUAACUUGGCUUCACUUGUUGCCUGGGUGGAAAACUCUUCUCUGUUGAAAUUUUUUUUUGCACAUGGAGGACACUAGCAAAGAGGGCCACACAGGCUGAUAAAGACCAGAGACCACAGGAAGAUUCGGUGACCGUGGGCCUUGGAGACUUUGCCUCUAGGUGGAGUUCUGGACUUUGACGGAACCCCGUUCGGUCAUCUUGGUGGUUCUCUCUGGGGUUUUUUGGUUUUGUUUUUUCUUGCUUUGCCUUUUCCCCACCACCUUGCAUUUCAUUGGUGUACUUCAGAAAAUGGGCCGACAGACCACCCGGGGGCCCAGCCAGGGGGCUUUCUUCCUGAAAGCUUGGCUUCUCCUUUCCCUGGGGCUCUCCUCACAAGUGUCGCAACUGCUGGCGUGCCCCAGCGUGUGCCGCUGCGACAGGAACUUUGUCUACUGUAACGAGCGAAGCUUGACCUCAGUGCCUCUUGGAAUCCCGGAGGGCGUCACUGUACUCUACCUCCACAACAACCAAAUUAAUAAUGCUGGGUUUCCUGCCGAGCUGCACAGUGUCCAGUCGGUGCACACCGUCUACCUGUACGGCAACCAGCUGGAUGAAUUCCCUAUGAACCUCCCCAAGAACGUCCGAGUCCUCCACCUGCAGGAAAACAACAUUCAGACCAUUUCACGGGCGGCCCUGGCCCAGCUCUUGAAGCUGGAGGAGCUCCACCUGGAUGACAACUCCAUCUCCACCGUGGGGGUGGAAGACGGGGCCUUCCGGGAGGCCAUUAGCCUCAAACUGUUAUUUCUGUCCAAGAAUCACCUGAGCAGCGUGCCUGUUGGGCUUCCGGUGGACUUACAGGAGCUGAGAGUGGAUGAGAACCGCAUUGCUGUCAUAUCGGACAUGGCCUUUCAGAACCUCACGAGCCUGGAGCGGCUGAUCGUGGACGGAAACCUCCUGACCAACAAGGGCAUCGCCGAGGGCACCUUCAGCCAUCUCACCAAGCUCAAGGAGUUUUCCAUCGUGCGGAAUUCGCUCUCCCACCCGCCUCCCGACCUCCCGGGGACGCAUCUGAUCAGGCUCUACCUGCAGGACAACCAGAUCAACCACAUCCCCUUGACGGCCUUCUCCAACCUCCGGAAGCUGGAACGGCUGGACAUAUCCAACAACCAGCUGCGCGUGUUGACUCAAGGGGUCUUUGACAACCUCUCCAACCUGAAGCAGCUCACGGCUCGGAAUAACCCUUGGUUCUGUGACUGCAGCAUCAAAUGGGUCACGGAAUGGCUCAAACACAUCCCGGCAUCUCUCAACGUGCGAGGCUUCAUGUGCCAAGGUCCUGAGCAGGUCCGGGGGAUGGCGGUCCGGGAGUUGAAUCUGAAUCUCUUGUCCUGUCCCACCACCACCCCCGGCCUGCCUCGCGUCACCCUGGCCCCAAGUCCAGCUUCUCCCCCCACUCAGCCUCCCACGCUCUCUGUCCCCACCCUGAGCAGAAGCUCUACGCCGGUGACUCCAACGGCGUCAAAAGUCCCCACGCAUCCUGACUGGGAUGGCAGAGAUCGAGUGACGCCACCCCUUUCUGACCGGGUUCAGCUGUCUAUCCAUUUCGUGAAUGACACUUCCAUUCAAGUCAGCUGGCUCUCUGUCUUUACGGUGAUGGCGUACAAACUCACGUGGGUGAAAAUGGGCCACAGUUUGGUAGGGGGCAUCGUUCAGGAACGCAUCGUCAGUGGUGAGAAGCAGCAUUUGAGCCUGGUGAACCUAGAGCCCAGAUCCACGUAUCGGAUUUGUUUAGUGCCGCUGGAUGCUUUUAACUACCGAGCCGUGGAAGACACCAUUUGUUCGGAGGCCACCACCCAUGCCUCCUACCUGAACAAUGGCAGCAACACUGCUUCCAGCCACGAGCAGACGACUUCCCACAGCAUGGGCUCCCCUUUUCUGCUGGCAGGCCUGAUCGGGGGCGCCGUGAUCUUUGUGCUUGUGGUCCUGCUCAGCGUCUUUUGCUGGCACAUGCACAAGAAGGGGCGCUACACUUCCCAGAAGUGGAAAUACAACCGAGGCCGGCGGAAAGAUGACUAUUGUGAGGCAGGCACCAAGAAGGACAACUCCAUCCUGGAGAUGACAGAAACCAGCUUUCAGAUCGUCUCCUUAAAUAACGAUCAGCUCCUUAAAGGAGAUUUCAGACUGCAGCCCAUUUACACCCCAAAUGGGGGCAUUAAUUACACAGACUGCCAUAUCCCCAACAACAUGCGAUACUGCAACAGCAGUGUGCCAGACCUGGAGCACUGCCAUACGUGACAGCCAGAGGGCCAGCGUUCCAAAGGCGGACAGUAAGACUCUCGAGAACACACACGUGUGUGCACAUAAAGACACGCGAAUUACAUUUGAUAAAUGUUACACAGAUGCAUUUGUGCAUUUGAAUACUCUGUAAUUUAUACGGUGUACUAUAUAAUGGGAUUUAAAAAAAAAGUGCUAUCUUUUCUAUUCCAAGUUAAUUACAAACAGUUUUGUAACUCUUUGCUUUUUAAAUCUUAAAAAAAAAAAAUAGUUGCUGAAGUACUGUACAGGGUUGUACGAUGAGAACCCAAUGCCAAGGUGAAAGAACAAGUGAUUCUUCCUCUUGAUAUGUAUUCACAACUUUGCUGUUGAAGCUUCAGAAUAAAUUCCUUUCCUCGAGUUGGCGGUCAGAUGAAAGGGCAGGUUAAGAUAGACUCAUCAGGGUGGGAUAAGUAAUAUGUGUAAAAAAAAAAAUAAAUGCCCCCAGAUCUCUUCAUGCUAUUUCUAUUCUUCCUGGUCUGGAAGAAAAGUGAAAACUUCUAGAAUAUAUUAGGAAAGGAAGCAGUCACCCUGAUCUGACCCACGACAGGAAAUGUAGGAAGCAUCUCGAGGAAAUCAGUUCCUGUGAGAUAAGUUAACCCAGGCUGGCAGAAUCAAGAACAUGAGAUGAGAUCUGAAAAGACCUUAACACCCAGGGGUUGGCUUUCUAACUGGGAACUUGAAGAAUCACGCUUCAUGCUCCCCGACCCUAUGUGAAACAGAGACCAGAGACUGAUUUCAGUCAUCUUUGGGGGCAGGUAGGAUGUCCCAGCAAGAAAAGUCCCUUUAAAAGCAUUACCCUUCAAAUUAUACAUCAGGUUGAAUCACAUUCAACAGAGAUAUAUUCUAGAAUACUUUUUUUAGAAGAGGCUAAUAAAAUAAUGGGAAGAAUUAUAUUGAAUGGAAUUAUUUUUGAUAAUGAGAAUUAUUUGAGUAGAUUCACUGCAGCUAUAUCAACAUGAUAUUUACACCAACAAGGGAUCCAUGUUUGGAAUAUACUAAACCUGUUAUCGAGAAAUUAUUGAUACCAUUUAGACAUAAGCAAGUGACCAGUGGUUCUGCUAUAUUCUAUCAACUAACUUUUUUAGCAUCAUGUUGAAAUAGCUUGAAUUAAUACCUUUAUCCCCUUGGAAAUUCUUGUCUUCCAAUCACCUCACGUAUAUUUUCAUAAUUAGCUGUUUAUGCUCCAUUUGUUUUUUUUCCCCCUCUGCUCAAAAUUCAAAAGAAAAUGAUGGACGCCAGUCUUGGUUGCACAAAAUGUCCACACACACUUUAAGAUGUAUACUAAUUUUCCCUGCUAACAAUUCUGUAAGGACACAUCAAAGCUGGCAAAAUGAUUAUUUUUUAAAAAAAGCAAUACCAAGUUUCCACCUUGAACUGUCUUUGAUCCCCUUCCAUGUUUUAAAUUUCAUUUAUUCCUUUUCAAUUGUGGAUGUUCCUCUUUUUUUGGGAAUGGUGGAGGGAUAAUCAAUCAUAUAUUAACAGGAUAACAGAUGAAAAUGAACAAGUCAGAGAGUGAAGGCCUGUUCCCCUAAUCUCGGCAGGGCAAGGCAUAGAGCAGAGGGCACAGAGAAAAGGGGCAUCCAGGCUUAAUUCUAGAUAUUUUCGAAGCAAUGUCUGUCUUCAGAAAACAUGUAUCAUUUACUCCUUUCUGUCUCUUAGAUGUAGAAGGGCUAUCGAUCACAUACAUACAUACAUUUAAAAAAUACACCCUUGGAAAAUUCUUUUUAAAAUCAAAUUUAAGCACUUCAUUCUGUGUUACAUAUUUCCUGAGUCACUGGUCAUUAUUUUAGGGACCUAUGAAGUUAAUGUCACAGUCCUUUUGCUUUGUUUUUCUCUGUCCCUCUUACUUUUAACAAAAUAGAACUGUGAUGUGUCUUCUUUGUAAAAGUUUAGGUAUAAAAUGCUAUGCAAGUUUUACUUUAUAGUAAGAGAUUUAUUUUCUUCAAUAAUAUAUCCCCUGCUCAUAUGUUUUAAUCUCCCUUGUCCCUCAGAAUAAACAGAACAUAUAACUGAAGUUAUAAUGUUAUAGACACAAGAAUCAAAACUGUGCAGUCAAGCUGAAAUUAGCUACGAAUUCAUUUGAGUUAAUUCUAAAGUGACUUUGGUUUCCAUUUUAGUCUGUGAGCUGGGUUUGUUUGGGUUGUUGCUUUUUUAAAGCGAGGUCCACGCCGUGAAGAAAUGAGACAAUCUGUGAAGGUGAUCAGCAUAGCAGUAAGCAAUCCAAAUGCAGGACAAUGACAUGGGGCUUUAUGUAUUUAACUGGAUAGUUCCUUUCCACUGUCCUUUUCUCCUUGGCUGUGUAGAUAAAAUUAUGUGUUCAAAUGAUGGUACUUUGACUUUGAUUUUUGAGGGUUCUUUCCUUUUAUCCACAAAAUAACCAUUCUCAUUUAUUUGUGUUGUGUGUUUAACCUCCAGCAGGCUAUUUGGCUGCUGAAAACAAACAUCUUUGCUUUAAGCCAAGAAGACCAAGGUUGGAGAGGUUUCUAUAAUGUCUUAUAGGAUUCACAGAAUUAUCUGGGGCUUAAGUCCUAUAAUGGAGACCUAGUCAAGUGAAAUGUUUAGGAUGAUCUGAAAUAGUUCCUUUGCUAGAAGGCAUUCCUGAGGAGAUAGAACCUAGUUUAGGCUUAAUUCUGAUCUUGUGCACCACAUGGCAAAGACUGCUAAAAUUAAGAUCAGUCUCCCAUUUGUAAUAGCAUAUCUGGGGCUCUUACCUACACCAGGAUAGAAAGCACAUCAUGAAAUUUGUAAAUGUCUUGUGUGUCUUAGGAAAACUGCUGAACAACCAUCAGUGGUGGAUUAUGCUUUGAUCGGCAUUUUUGUCAUGAGAAUGUAUUUUGCUGAUAUAUCGACUCAGCUGUCUAUUUUGGACCUCUCUGGCUGUCAUGAUUAUGUUUUUUGAGAUUAGUUAAGAGUCAGAGUUGAAGGUGCAGGACAAUACCAUGAACAAUACUUAUUGGUUUAUCAUGAAAUUGAUGCUGCCUGACCAAAUGAGGUGACUUCAGGUCAUAUGUGACCACUUUCAGAGCGAGGUAACUGUCACUGUGCAGAGGAAAUUCCAAAAGGAAAAGGCACAGCUGCCAUCACACAGAUAUUAUUGAGCAUUCUUAAUACCCGGGGUUGUCAUUAAUAACUUACUUAUUUGGAGAGAUGUGUUUGAGCAUGCAGAAGCCCUGCACUUCCCUCAAAACUGUAGAAUGCAUUAAGAGCCCAUCACAUGGGACAAUCAAAGGUAGAAACAAAAAGGAUGUUCCCCUGCAUAUUUUUCUUGUAUAUGAAGUAGAAAACAUUCUACCUGGUGAGAAAUAAUACAGUUUCUAGUUAUCUGGAUGUUUGUUGAAAAUACAUUAGAUAUAUUCCCUGAGAUUUAAAAAAACAAAACAAAAAACAGUAUAACAUGACCAGUCUGGUUAAAAGGGUUGAAUAAAACAGCUAGUAUUAUGGCUCCGUUUCCUACUGCUGCAGAUGUGAAUGGUCUUGGUCAUUCCACAGGAGUCAGAACUUCCUUCCCCACUGAGGAGGAACAGCUUUUCGUGUUGUGAGCAGAGCCUCCACUCCAAACACAAGGCAGUGUGGUUGCUAGCCCCAGGGAGCAGGUGGCUUGAUUAGCAAACCUCACCUGCAGAAUCCAUUGCAACUUUCAACAGUGAAGUGAUCCAUUUCCAUUACUACUUUAUUUAUAGCAUUUUUCUCUACUCUAUAAAGGGAAGACAUUGACUUUCACUGGAGAACGGGAGAAUGAUGGUGUUCCUUGUGACUUCUCCAACUUUAUGGCAAAGUGAAGCAGAGAAGAGCACCCCCCCAAGGAAAGAGAUCCAUGCACAAGAUACCCCCCAACUCCUUUCAUUGUUAGUCUUGUCCAACUUUGCCUGAUACUCUUUUUUUAAAAUAAAAAUAUUCACGUAGGAAUC